Molecule: messenger RNA, 3327 nt
Organism: Punica granatum (pomegranate)
Lineage: Eukaryota; Viridiplantae; Streptophyta; Magnoliopsida; Myrtales; Lythraceae
Source: RefSeq, a predicted model, not a curated record
CGUCACCUUGCGUACUCCGCAAAAGCCGACGGCCCAUUUCCCUCAGAUCACGUCACAACGUUCCGCCUGGGAGCAAUGUGAUCGGAUGACCGACAAACACUAGACGGGGCGGCAGCUGUGAUCGCGAGCUUCUCACUCGCUCGGUGUCUCUCAGUUCAGUGCUCUCUCUCUCUCCCCAAUCCUCAAUGGAGGCGGCGACUGUGAUGGCGGAAAUAGGGAAGACGAAGCUUGACUCGGGGUGGCUUGCGGCGAGGUCAACCGAUGUGGAGUUGACCGGGACUCAGCUCACCACCACUCACCCGCCCACUGGCCCCACCGCGCCGUGGAUGGAGGCCGUUGUUCCCGGAACUGUGUUGGCAACGUUGGUAAAGAACAAGAAGGUGCCAGAUCCUUUUUAUGGGCUGCAAAACGAGGCCAUCUUAGAUAUUGCUAUUUCAGGAAGGGAAUACUACACGUUCUGGUUUUUCACAACUUUCCAGUGCAAGCUGACUGGAAACCAGCACUUGGAUCUAAAUUUCCGGGGAAUCAACUACUCUGCUGAAGUCUAUUUGAAUGGGCACAAAAUGGUGCUACCAAAAGGGAUGUUUAGAAGACAUAGCCUUGAUGUUACUGACAUUCUGCAUCCUGAUGGUCAAAACCUUCUAGCGGUUCUUGUGCAUCCUCCGGACCAUCCUGGGAGUAUUCCCCCUAAGGGAGGACAGGGUGGAGAUCACGAGAUUGGGAAGGAUGUUGCGACGCAAUAUGUUGAGGGUUGGGACUGGAUUAUCCCUAUAAGAGACAGAAACACUGGCAUAUGGGAUGAGGUAUCAGUUUCAGUUACCGGGCCUGUGAAGAUAAUCGAUCCUCACUUGGUUUCAUCAUUCUUUGACAACUAUAAGCGAGUAUAUUUACAUGCUACGACGGAGUUGGAAAACAAAAGUUCUUCGGUUGCUGAGUGCUCUCUUAAUAUUCAAGUGAGCACUGAACUAGAGGGCAAUGUUUGCUUGAUAGAACAACUGCAGACCCAACAUCUGUCGAUUUCCCCAAGAGCACGCGUGCAGUAUACAUUUCCCCAGCUUUUCUUUUACAAGCCUAACUUAUGGUGGCCAAAUGGUAUGGGUAAGCAGGCCCUUCACCAUGUGACAAUCAGUGUUGAAGUGAAGGAACAUGGAGAGUCGGACCAGUGGACCCAUUUAUUUGGAUUUCGCAAAAUUGAGAGCCAUAUUGAUAAUGCAACAGAUGGAAGAUUGUUUAAGAUAAAUGGGCAACCUAUCUUUAUUCGUGGCGGCAAUUGGAUAUUAUCAGAUGGUUUACUACGGCUCUCAGCGAAACGAUACAGAACUGAUAUCAAGUUUCACGCUGACAUGAACUUUAACAUGAUUCGAUGCUGGGGUGGUGGAUUGGCUGAGAGACCAGAAUUCUAUCAUUACUGUGAUAUGUAUGGUCUGCUGGUCUGGCAAGAGUUUUGGAUUACUGGGGACGUUGAUGGUCGCGGUGACCCAGUGUCAAAUCCUGAUGGUCCAUUGGAUCAUGACCUUUUCAUGCUUUGUGCGAGGGAUACUGUGAAGCUUCUAAGGAACCAUGCUAGUCUCGCUCUCUGGGUAGGCGGAAAUGAACAAGUUCCACCCAAAGACAUCAAUGAAGCUUUAAAGAAUGAUCUCCAACUCCAUCCUUAUUUUGAAACUCCCAGUGAAACUGAUAAAUCUCCAGAAGAACCAUCCACGGCAUCACCAAAAGAUCCUAGCCUGUACCUUGACGGGACACGUCUCUACGUCCAAGGUUCCAUGUGGGAUGGAUUUGCCAAUGGGAAGGGUGACUUCACCGAUGGACCUUAUGAAAUCCAAUACCCUGAAAGUUUCUUUAGGGAUGAUUUCUACAAGUAUGGUUUCAAUCCCGAGGUUGGCUCUGUUGGGAUGCCUGUGGCAGCUACCAUCAGAGCCACGAUGCCCCCUGAAGGAUGGCGGAUUCCUCUGUUCAAGAAACUUCCGGACGGUUACACAGAAGAAGUUCCAAACCCCAUAUGGACCUACCAUAAAUACAUACCUUAUUCAAAACCGAGCAAAGUUCAUGAUCAGAUUGAACUAUAUGGUACCCCGAAGGAUCUUGAUGAUUUCUGUUUGAAGGCUCAACUUGUGAACUACAUUCAGUAUAGAGCUUUGCUGGAAGGAUGGACUUCUCGAAUGUGGAGCAAGUACACGGGGGUUCUGAUCUGGAAGAAUCAGAAUCCUUGGACUGGUCUUCGAGGUCAGUUUUAUGAUCACUUGCUCGACCAAACGGCCGGCUUUUUCGGUUGCCGAUGUGCAGCAGAGCCAAUCCAUGUCCAGCUCAAUCUUGCUACCUAUUCUAUUGAGGUGGUCAAUACAACAUCCGAGGGGCUGUCGGGUGUGGCCAUAGAAGCAUCAGUCUGGGACUUGGAAGGAGCAUCUCCAUACUAUAAGGUUUUCGAUAAUCUCUCCGUACCGCCUAAAAAGACCAUGCCCAUUGUGGAGAUGACAUACCCAAAGUCGAAGAACCCGAAGCCCGUCUACUUUCUCCUGCUCAAGCUGUACAACAUGUCUGAUUAUGGCAUCUUAUCGAGGAACUUUUACUGGUUGGGCAACUACAAACUUUUGGAACCUUACAGGAAGAAGAAUGUCCCUCUAAAGAUUACAUCCAAAGCUUUCAUCAAAGGCUCCACUUACGAGAUUGAAAUGCAUGUUCAGAACACAUCAAAGAAACCUGACACGAGAAGUUCAACAUAUAUGAAUAACUUCGUCCGGAGGGAUAUGGAAAUCGACUUUGAUAUGUCUUCGUUGAAUUUUCACUCUCUCCAAACUGGAAACGACGGACAGCUGAAAGUUAAUUUGUUCAGGAGGUUUCAGAAUUACUUUUUGAGGGAGGGAGAUGAUUCUGAUUUGAGAGUCGCCACAAUAAAUGGGACCGAUGCUGGCGUCGCUUUCUUCCUCCACUUCUCGGUCCAUGAAAUGAAGACGGACACAAAGGAGGGAGAGGAUACGAGGAUUCUUCCAGUUCAUUACUCUGACAACUAUUUCUCUCUGGUGCCGGGCGAGGUGAUGCCCGUGAAGAUCUCCUUUGAGGUCCCUCGUGGAGUCACUCCUCGAGUUACGCUUAGCGGGUGGAACUACCAUAGCUCUCAUACUGUUCACUGAAGCAGGUUCUUUCUUUUCACUCUGUAUAUUACCUGUUUCUACAUAGCAUGUCUUUCUACAUAGCCUGUCCUAUGUCGUCAGUUACUUGAACUGUAUAACAACGAAUUGAUGUAUGUAACAUUGUAAUACCGUGAUGUCGGAUCUAGUUGGAGAAUAAAUGGAAGACGAACGAAAACACUCUUGUUGAUCUUUCUCUGAA